AUGAAAAGUUCUGUAUAUACUACAGUGAUUGUUUUAUUGGCACGUUCCAGCACAUCAUUUGGCUUUCAAGCUUCGCACCAAUUGAAGAAGACACUGUCGACACAUACGUCCUUGGCGGCCACACAAAUGGCAGAUCCUGCGACGGUAUCCAAUCGGGUGUUCGAAACAGACAAAAGACCCAUUAUUUUAUUCGAUGGUGUUUGUAAUUUAUGCAAUAAUGCAGUCAACCUCGCUCUUGACUGGGAUCCUGAAGGCAAGCUUCGAUUCUCUGCCCUGCAAAGCAACGUUGGCAGAUCAUUAUUACAAGUCAACGGAAGACAAGCAGAUGACAUUAGUUCGAUUGUUGUCGUAACUGAAGCUGGAGCAUUCAUCAAAUCGGAUGCCAUUCUGGUCAUUUCUGAAGAAUUGUCACCUGUUCCACUGUUACCAAUGAAACAUCUUGCGAAACUAGGCCGCUACCUUGUUCCCCAGUUCCUGCGCGACAUAAUCUAUGACGGAGUGGCUGACAAUCGCUACCAACUGAUGGGAAAGAGGACAGAAUGUCGAUUUGAUGCUGACGGGGAAUUUGAAGAUAGGUUUGUGGAUGACGAUCUCUCACUUCUGUAG
Molecule: messenger RNA, 606 nt
Organism: Cylindrotheca closterium
Lineage: Eukaryota; Bacillariophyta; Bacillariophyceae; Bacillariales; Bacillariaceae
Source: the annotation of a GenBank genome assembly